AUGUCCAAUGAGAAGAGACCAUAUGUGUCUAUUCACCAAGAUCAAGCGCAUUCAUUACCAGUUGCUUCCCAAUUAAUCAAUUCCCAAGUAGAAUUAACCCCAUCUCAAGAACAAAUCCUUAAAAAAGUAAAACGACCUAAUGGGACUGAAGAACCUUCAGAAUUCGAAAGAGAAUUAUUAGCAAUGACUCAAAUCGCUAAUGAAUUCGAUAAUGAAGAAGAUCAACAAUGGUCAAGACCUCCUUUGGAAGCCGGUUUCGAUCCCAUGCUUGAAGAUGUCAGUUUUCAACAAUUAGAUGCUGAAGAAUUUAAUGAUUAUAAUGAUAAUACAUGUGCUAGAUUCUUUGGGAUUACGGAAGCUGGUCAUUCUGUGUUAUGUAAUGUUACUGGGUUUAUUCAUUAUUUAUAUGUUCCUGUCCCCAAGGGGUUUUUUAAAGAUGUUCAUUUACAAGAUUUUAUUAGAUAUUUGAAAUUUAAUUAUGAAGGAAUUAUUGAUGUAAAGAUUAAAUUAAAAGAAUCAAUUUGGGGUUUCAAUAGAAAUAUUAAAACUCCAUUUUUCAAGAUCUUUGUUAAUAAUGUUAAGAAUAUUACAAAAUUAAGAGGAUCAGUAGAAAGAGGUGAUAUUCAUUUCGAAAACUUAUUCCCUCCUCAAAAUGUUUCAUAUGAUAAUAUUAAUUACUUAUUACGAUUAAUGAUUGAUUGUAAAAUCACGGGAAUGUCUUGGAUCACAUUACCAAAAACCAAAUAUAAAAUCGUUGAACCUCAUCUCAAAAUCUCCGCUUGUCAAAUCGAAUGUUCAAUCGAUUUCAAAGAUUUAGUAUCACAUCCAUCAGAAGGAGAUUGGUUAAAAAUGGCCCCACUCCGUAUCUUAUCAUUUGAUAUCGAAUGUGCUGGUCGUAAAGGGAUCUUCCCCGAGGCUGAGCAUGACCCCGUGAUUCAAAUCGCAAAUGUUGUCCUGAGAUCAGGUGAUCCGAAACCAUUUGUAAGAAAUGUAUUCACAGUGAAUACAUGUUCAUCAAUCAUUGGUUCACAAAUAUUCGAACAUGAAAAGGAAGAGGAAAUGUUGAUGCAUUGGAAAGAAUUCAUAACUGAAGUAGAUCCCGAUGUUAUUAUUGGUUAUAAUACUGCCAAUUUCGAUAUUCCAUAUUUGUUAGAUCGUGCCAAGGCGUUGGGAUUAAAGAAAUUCCCAUAUUUCGGAAGAUUAAAGAAUAUGAAACAAGAAGUUAAAGAUUCGGUUUUUAGUUCGAAAGCAUAUGGGACUAGAGAGAAUAAAGUGGUUAAUAUUGAUGGUAGAAUGCAAUUGGAUUUACUUCAAUUUGUACAACGUGAAUAUAAAUUAAGAUCAUAUACUUUAAAUUCCGUAUCGGCUCAUUUCUUAGGUGAACAAAAAGAAGAUGUUCAACAUUCGAUUAUUACUGAUUUACAAAAUGGAACUAAAGAGACUAGAAGAAGAUUAGCAGUUUAUUGUCUAAAAGAUGCUUAUUUACCCAUGAGAUUACUUGAUAAACUUAUGUGUUUGGUUAAUUAUACCGAAAUGGCAAGAGUUACAGGUGUACCGUUUUCUUAUUUAUUAGCAAGAGGACAACAAAUUAAAGUCAUUUCUCAAUUAUUUAGAAAAUGUCUUGAAGAAGAUAUCGUGAUUCCAAAUAUGAAAUCUGAUGGUCAAGAUCAAGAUUAUGAAGGUGCAACGGUUAUAGAACCAAAAAGGGGUUAUUAUGAUGUUCCUAUUGCUACAUUGGAUUUUAGUUCUUUAUAUCCUUCAAUUAUGAUGGCUCAUAAUUUAUGUUAUACUACGAUUAUUAACCAACAAGCGAUUAAAGCAUUUGGAUUAACUGAAGAUGAUUAUACACAUACUCCUAAUGGUGAUUAUUUUGUUAAAUCGCACAAGAGACAAGGGAUCUUGCCUACGAUUUUAAAUGAAUUGUUGACUGCUAGAAAGAAAGCUAAAGCCGAUUUGAAAAAAGAGACUGAUCCUUUUAAGAAAGAUGUUCUUAAUGGUAGACAAUUGGCAUUGAAAAUUUCUGCAAAUUCGGUAUAUGGAUUCACGGGUGCCACGGUGGGGAAAUUACCAUGUUUGGCAAUUUCAUCAUCAGUGACUGCAUUUGGAAGAGAAAUGAUCGAAAAGACGAAAAAUGAAGUUCAAGAACGUUAUUCCAAAAAGAAUGGACAUCCUUAUGAUGCUCAAGUUAUUUAUGGUGAUACUGAUUCUGUGAUGGUUAAAUUUGGAUAUCAAGAUUUAGAAACUUGUAUGAAAUUAGGUGAAGAGGCGGCAAAUUAUGUUUCUACGAAAUUCAUAAGCCCAAUUAAAUUAGAAUUCGAAAAAGUAUAUUUCCCAUAUUUGUUAAUUAACAAAAAGAGAUAUGCUGGGUUAUAUUGGACCAGACCCGAUAAAUUCGAUAAAAUGGACACCAAGGGGAUCGAAACUGUCAGAAGAGAUAAUUGUCGAUUGGUUCAAAAUGUGAUUACAAAAGUCUUGGAAUUCAUCUUGGAAGAACGUGAUGUUGAAAAAGCUCAACGAUUCGUGAAACAGACAAUUGCGGAUUUAUUACAAAACCGAGUCGAUUUAUCUCAAUUAGUCAUCACUAAAGCAUAUUCCAAACAUGAAUAUUCGGCAAAACAAGCCCAUGUCGAAUUGGCAGAACGUAUGAGGAAAAGAGAUCCCGGUUCUGCACCAACAUUGGGUGAUAGAGUUGCAUAUGUGAUUAUUAAAUCGGGUGGUGAUAAAAACUAUGAAAAAUCGGAAGAUCCAUUAUAUGUAUUGGAAAAUUCUUUACCGAUUGAUGUGAAGUAUUAUUUAGAACAACAAUUAACCAAACCUUUGGAAAGAAUCUUUAUUCCAAUUUUGGGAGAACUGAAAACCAAAGAAUUAUUAGCUGGGUCACAUACGAGAACCAUCAAGAUGGCGACGCCCAAGACGGGGGGAUUGAUGAGAUUUGCCAAGAAGUCGGAAGUUUGUGUCAGUUGUAGAACUCCAUUGAGGUCGGACAAUCAUGGUGCACUUUGUCCGAAUUGUAUACGAGAGGGAAAGGGACCGGAAUUGUAUUCCCAGGCGUUGUCACAGAUGAAUUAUUUGGAGAGUAAGUUUUCGAGAUUAUGGACGGAGUGUCAAAGAUGUCAGGGAAGUUUACAUCAGGAAGUGUUGUGUUCGAAUAAGGAUUGUCCGAUCUUUUAUAUGAGAACGAAGGCGCAGAAGGAUGCGAAUCAACAAGCUGCUGAACUUAUCAAAUGGGAUAACACAGACUGGUAG
Molecule: messenger RNA, 3246 nt
Organism: Hemisphaericaspora subhashii
Lineage: Eukaryota; Fungi; Ascomycota; Pichiomycetes; Serinales; Debaryomycetaceae
Gene: POL3
Product: DNA-directed DNA polymerase delta
Exons: 1
Coding region: 1-3246 (1081 amino acids)
Biological process (GO): base-excision repair, gap-filling; DNA-templated DNA replication; nucleotide-excision repair, DNA gap filling
Cellular component (GO): delta DNA polymerase complex
Molecular function (GO): DNA binding; DNA-directed DNA polymerase activity; nucleotide binding
Source: RefSeq, a predicted model, not a curated record